Messenger RNA from Rubroshorea leprosula, 652 nucleotides. NCBI's taxonomy places the organism in Eukaryota, Viridiplantae, Streptophyta, Magnoliopsida, Malvales, Dipterocarpaceae. The record is from the annotation of a GenBank genome assembly.
CCCUUCAAAUUCUCUCAAAUUGAAAGAAUUAAAAAUAAAAGAUUUGAAAGGAGUCUAAUGUCCCUCCAUCUACCUCCUCUCAUUCUCUCUUCAUUGAUGAAGUUAUCCAAACAAUAUAGAGGGAAAGACAUCUCCUUCACUCUCUUUCCCUCCUCUCUCUCAACUACCUCACUCCAAACAAAGUCUGCUAGAGUUUGCUGCGAAGCAGUGGACGGACCAGGAGCACAAGGCUUUUGGUGGUUUGUGGUGAGCGAACUAGGGGCACGAAGCUUUUGUUGGUUUCUCACGGGCAGACUAAAGGGUGCAAAGCUUCUGGUGGUCUGUGGCAGGUGGACUAGGGGGUCGAAAAUUCUGAGGGCUUGCGACGUGCUUGAGUCUGCUAGAAUGGGACACUGGUAGGUGGCUAGGUUGGGUCUUGCCGAGAAAGAACAAGGAUUGUGGUUGGGUUGGUUGAAAGGGGAGAAAUCUUCUUGCUGAAUGAGUGGAGCUCGCUUGCCUGAUGAGGAUACAGUCUCUCCUCCAGCCUAGCGCAUACCUUCCCCUACGAUCAUCUAUUAAAUCUCUAACAAUUUCUUUUUAGCCUCUGUGACAUAAAACUAUAGGAAUGAUCUUUGUAAUUUCUCUUAAUUAUUAGUAAAUCUUGUUACCAAUU